GUGCAAGGUUUCAAGCAUUAUGUUGAUCAGUAUGCGAAGCACAAUGUUGAUAGUCAGGGAGAACCGCACAAAGUUGUCUAUGAAUCUGUGAACAAUCGCUGGGAAGUAGCGCUUACCAUAUCGGACAAAGGUUUCCAACAAGUUUCCUUUGCAAAUAGUAUCGCUACCACAAAGGGAGGCAGGCAUGUUGAUUACGUAGUGGACCAGAUAACAAGCAAAUUAAUCGAUGUUAUCAAGAAGAAAAUUGGCAAAACUGGUGGAAUUAACGUGAAACCGUUCCAGAUCAAAAAUCACAUGUGGGUAUUUGUGAAUGCGUUAAUUGAAAAUCCAACGUUUGAUUCGCAAACCAAGGAAACGAUGACUUUGCAAUCAAAGAGUUUCGGCUCGAAAUGUGAAUUAUCUGAUAAAUUCGUACAAGCAGCUCUGAAAUGCGGUAUCGUUGAAGCAAUUAUGGCAUGGGUACGAUUCAAGCAGCAAGAAACACUGGACAAGAAAUGCUCAUCGAAAAAAACCAGUAAACUGAAGGGUGAUUCGGCCAAAUCUCUAGCUGUUUCUGGGCUUGGAGUUGUUGGACGCGACAAGUAUGGCGUGUUCCCACUGCGCGGUAAAAUGCUUAACGUUCGAGAAGGGAAUCAUAAACAGUAUGAAAAAGAUGAGGAAAUGAAGACACUACGCUAUGGCAAAGUAAUGGUGAUGGCUGAUCAGGUUAGCUUUUUUUCCAAAUGA
Molecule: messenger RNA, 726 nt
Organism: Gongylonema pulchrum
Lineage: Eukaryota; Metazoa; Nematoda; Chromadorea; Rhabditida; Gongylonematidae
Source: the annotation of a GenBank genome assembly